Messenger RNA from Schistosoma haematobium, 6011 nucleotides. Its product is annotated as Serine/threonine-protein kinase haspin, variant 4. The transcript is spliced from 4 exons. Gene Ontology annotation, cellular component: cytoplasm; nucleus. The coding region runs from base 324 to 1115 and encodes 263 amino acids. The record is from RefSeq and is a predicted model, not a curated record. Gene Ontology annotation, molecular function: ATP binding; histone H3T3 kinase activity. Gene Ontology annotation, biological process: mitotic cell cycle; intracellular signal transduction; protein phosphorylation. Lineage: Eukaryota; Metazoa; Platyhelminthes; Trematoda; Strigeidida; Schistosomatidae.
CCGCCGACGUUUGUUUAUUUCGACCAACCUGGAUUGUCUCGUGAUUAGUAAUAAGGAGUCACUAUAAUCCAAAAGGUUCCUUCUGAAGUAAAAUUCUAUUUUCUGAUUUCUCUAUGGUUUGCACAUAAUGUUAAGAUAUGCUGUAUUGCGGUGCAUCAAAUCAAUCGUAAGGCGUUGCAACUUCUUCGCCAACCAGGUGCUGAGGGUCCUGUAAGUUCAUAAUCUGUGUGAUCACUGCACAGAAUUCACUCUUCGAUGUAACUAAUAUAUGAAUCCUGUGUUUUAGGCAAUCCAUAAAUGCACGGAAAUUACUACGCUCUGAAAUGGUCUUUGGACGUCAUGUUGGUGAACUUGUGUUUUUAGUUAAACAUAGUUUUCAGGGUUGUGAAAUGGUAGGUGAGUCGGGUUAUCAACUUAGGAAUUUGCCAAACAACCGCUCUAAGCGUAACGUAGGUAUCGACUGUGACUCCAAUACCUGUGUGCGUCAAGCUAAGCGUCCACGGCGAUCUGACUCGACCUCAUCGCAUAAAGAGAACAAUGGCCUCUGUUCGGCACCGAAAAACAGUUCCCCAUCUAGGUCCAGAGUACUCCCAUUAAGGAGCAUCCAUCCAAUGAAUACAAUAAAUGAAUCCACAAAUGUCUCAACGCUUGUUCGAAGACUUAAAGUACCUGGAGAUUCAAGUGAAACUACUACCCGGCUAACACGUUCGUGUAGUGUCAAAACAAGUCCAGUUGCCAUCCAAAAACGUACUUUGCGAAGCAGUCACCGACGCAGCAUUCAAACUAUUCCGAAUGCCAUAUUACAGGUUAGGCUGGAACGUUUCCCAGUUCAGUCUUGUUCUUGUAUACAGUCUGACUCAGUCGUCGGUUCGUGUAGUAGCAGUUUGGCGGAUGGAUCACAGACAGAAACAAAGGCUUCAAGAGAGUUGCUACCCUUGUUCUCUCCAAGAAGGUUUAGUUCAGUUGGAAAAGAUCAGGCAGCUAAGCUAAAGCGACUAAACAGAAGGCGCAUGGAGUUCGACGUUCAAGAAUUAGGCCAGUCUUAUGGCUGCGAUCUUUCUCCUGCAUCCUCCGAUUCACUACUUGUAAGUAAGAGCUUUAUUUAUGUGGUUUAAAAUGUCCAUUAUCGAUGUUAUGUGAGUGGUCAAUAGCCUAGCCUAGUUACUGUAUGUUAAUUUCCACUUUGUAGUGACGCUUCGAGAUUCAUAUCAGCUAUUUGUCUUAAAACAGAAUGUUCACAGGUCUACGUAAUUCAGCAUUUCGACUUUGUAUUCACUCUAACCAUAUUUCUAUACUUUAUGACAAUUGAUAGUUUUAGUGGAUUAUAAGCUUCUUGAAUUAGCUACUUUCCCUUAAUAAUUUCUAAUUUUCAGAAUCAAUCUGUAGUGGGUGAUCCCCUGGAAAAAUUAUUGCGGUUAUGCGGCCAAACUGAGAUCAAGUCAUUCGAUGAAUAUUUUGACCACACGUAUGAUACUCACUUAUAAGUUCAUAAUUUUGUUCAUAGAAUAAUUGAAAGUAUGGUGAAAAUUGGCGAGGGUGUAUAUGGUGAAGUAUUUCAGUCACCGAAAGGCAAUGUGGUCAAAAUCUUCCCUGUGGAUGGGGAAAAUCUUGUCAAUGGUGAGAAGCAAAUGAAAUUUGGAGAAGUUUAUCCUGAAGUGUUCGUAUCGCAGAAGUUAAGUGAGCUUGCAUACAAGUAUCGACGUAACCGGUCAGUCAAUUUUGCUCAGCUAAAGAGGUAAAUAUUUGUACACCACCUCACUUCAUUUUUAGAGCAACUGUUGUUCGAGGAAAACUACCUAAGGCUUUAGCUUCAAGUUGGAGAAAAUAUGAAAACCAACGGGGUUCAGAUAACGAAUGUCUGGACUUCUUACCUGCUGAACAACAAUGGAUGGUUUUAGAGUCUGAAUUCGCUGGAGAACCACUUUCCAAUGUACGAGAUGAUUCGAGGAUCAUGGAUCCAUGAGAUUCGCAUCCCAUAGGUGCUUUCCGCACUUCUUUGGAGAGCAUCGGCGCAACUUCUUAUGUAUGCGAGGCGUUUUCUUCAUGACCAGAAUACAACAGCACCUCUCCCGCAGCUUACGUCAAAUGGGUUUUACUUGUUUCAAGAGUCGACAGGUUAUAUCUUAUCAUUUCUGCCGCUACUAGAAUGAUCCUCCCGGUCUCCUACAUUGUGCGGAGAUCCUAUGUACCUAUAUUAACUGUUGCUCUGGUUGUCAGGAGCAGCAUCGGCCUCGUGAUUUUCUAAGAAUCUCGGCUAUCGCCAUGAGGUGUGAUAACUAUUCAAAAUGAAGAACUUCCAACUCCUAAGGAAAAGUUUAGAUGGUGAAACUUUUUUCUGGUUAGCGUUUUUUGAGCAAGGUUCUUUUCUGCGAGAUGGGGUUUCUAGCCCCAUGCCCAGUCCUCCUUUAUCCGGGCUUAGAACUGGCAGUAAAUCUAGUAAGGCCCCAAACGAGGUUGUUGACACAAAGUGAAAAAAGGUUAGAAGAACCAAAAUAAUUUUAGUGGACUUCACUUUCUUUGAUACUCACUAUUCCCAAUUUGAGGACCGACUUUCUCGUUUUCACAGUCUCAAAUCGCAAUGAUUUAUAUUUAUUUAGAAACUUGUACCAUAGUUUACUUACCAUUGCUAUUUAUAUGUUUCUUAAAGCUGAGUGAAAAUAUUUGUCUUGUGGUUACAUAUGCAGUUUGAACUCAACAUCAGUAGGUAAACAAUACUCUUGACUGUGUUUGGACAGUAUCCUGGGAAGUAGAAGUUUUGAUUGAAUCAGGUGUUAUAUAUGUUAGUACAGAUCUCGUCAGUAAUUUAAUUAAGUGGUAAUUUGGAUAUUACUUGUGUUAUACGCAGAAUCUUUCAUCACAGCAGUAUUAUCACGUAUAAACAUGAAAAAUGUACUCCCAGCUGUUAUUUGUGUAUACUCAGUUGAUCUUAGUGAUUUUAGUACUAUAUGCUUUUCAUCGAUGUUACAUUUAUGUGUUUAUGAAGUUCAACACUUGUCGUGAAGCUCGUUCUGUGAUUGAACAGAUAGCAUUGUCCUUGGCUGCCGCUGAAUCUGCUCUUCAAUUUGAACAUAGAGACUUACAUUGGCAUAAUGUAUUGGUCCGACCUACUAGACAAUGGAAACUGCGCUAUCGCGUUGGGGGAGUGAGUUAUGUCGUUUUCACUGAAGGAAUACAAGUUACAAUAAUUGAUUUCACAGUAUCCCGUCUUUGUCAUGGUACGGAUUAUUUUUUACGUAUUUCUCGAUACGCAUAUAGAAUGUUUUGUUCUAUUCACUAUUAUACUUGGAACACUAUCAAAGGAUUUUUUGUAUCUUAUUUACUCCAGGUAGUACCUAGUCCAUUUUAAUGAGUAUUUUUAUAUCAUAUGGAUGUUCUUAAUAGCUAUAGUAUUUAUUUAUUUGAACAUAUAUUGGUACAAAAGAAAGUCAGGUUGUAAAGAGAUAAACGAACGAAGAUGAGUAUAAUAAAGAGAAAAACAAUAAGUGAAUAGAGCAAAGAAUUAUGGUAAAAGCAGUUCUACUGGGAAGAAUACAACCAGGUAAAAUUCUCUCAGUACAAGGUCCUCUCACUUAUAUGGAGAAAGUAAAAGGAAUAACAGCAGGAUCACCACUGACCGUUAUGAGUCAUGUCUGAUGGCAUGUCAAGCCAAUUGUGUUGCACUCUAGGACCUCAACCAAAGAGUCGUAAAUAAUCGACAGACACUAGUCCUGUACAACUUCUUUUCACAGCAUGGGACUAUCAUAACCCGACUAAACAGGUUAGUUUGGAUGGGACACAUGGUUUCAGGAAGGCUUAUUCGAAAUUCGUAUUCAGUGGUAGCAUUCAACUGUCGACCAGUUGGUGACCUGAUUUCCUUUAUAUAGGAAAGGAAUACACAAAAUGGGAGUGAAAGUAAAUAGAUAAGUGAUGGAAUCUAAAAUAAAAAUAAUGCUACUAAAUAGUUGAAUAUAAAUUAUGGGGGUAUUUCCUUAAGUCGUAGUCAUCAUCCACGAGACAGUUGAGCAACGUCGGGAGAUACUGUGAUUUGUGGUUUGGAGUCAGACUUUUCCAACUCCCUUAGAUGUCUCCUGCAAUAUUGACCAGUCUGGUUCAAGCACCGGACAUUCGCCUUCCAUCCUCACUUUUUCUUUGAACACUCCAGUCACGAGAAGGCACUGAGGGGAAGCGAACGUCCUCCACCCUCGGCCGUUUUAGUGCAUUUGGGGGAAAAGCCGUAGGUGAACCCUGGUGCAGCCCAGCUAUAGACGCGAUUCUAGACAGAAUAGUUAAUCCCUAAUUUUACACGCCACUUUACUAUUAAAGUAAAAUACCGAAUAAACGCAAACAACAGUGAGGACUAGAAAUAAAACAAAGCGUAGAUGCUAAUUCCCGUGGAUCACAUGGAACUUGUCCUUAAUAUAUGAUUUUUCACCAAAUAGAAUUCAAAGUUAAUCCAUAUAAAGAUCAAGUCAUACUAACUAAAGUGGUGAAAAACUAGUAAUGUAUUCUGCACCAAAAUGGAUUUCGUUGUAACCGUUUGUUACUUUUCAGGGUUUCACAAGUUGGCUCAUUCACUAAGCACACUAGGUGUGAGGGUUAAUCAUCUACCGUAUUGCCUAAACCUAAGUAGAUGGUGAGGAUUUCGAAUCUGGGACUUACUGCUUUGCACACUAUUUAAUUAUUCAAGAACUAGGAUAGUCAUUAGGCAGUUCGUUGGGUUGACUUGAGAAUGUUAAUAUACAUAAAUAUUGUUAUGGCGAAAUUUAAUACAACAACCUGGUAAGAAAUACAGUCCUUUGAUCUUAUUACUAGUUCACUUGACUGUACUGAAGGUAGUGAUAAGACUGAAAUAACCGUAUGAUGUACAUAUUGUCUAACUUUCUCGCAUUCUUAAUCCCAUUAGUAGUACUAAGCGGUAUUUAGUUUCUGAAAAAAUGACUAAAGUUUCGCAAAAGCGUUCCACUUAGUUAUAUUUCUCACGUUUAACAUUGAAUCUUGCUAACUAUUGUUGUGAGUUGAUACUUUUGUUGUUGUAUACAUUCAGUACAAAAUAUUACCACAAUCGAUUGUCUCUAAAAAUCUCAUACUCUGGGAUUGGACCUUCUUUUAUUGUUAAAAGUUACUUAUUAAAUUAAAAGCAGUAAGUUUCCUUUGACCGGAAACAAAUAUGGAGGCAGAUUUCCAAUGGGAUGUUUUCUUUUGGAACCGUGAAUGUUUACCAACGAUUAUUUUCGAAUAUUCGACAUCUCACACAUCACAAAACAGUUUCUUACUACUUAGUGAUCAGACGGUAUUAUAUGGGCCACCAGGCUUCAAUUUAGCAUUUACAUUACUUCCUUUUUCCUUGGGUAGCUUGAAAAGAAAUUACAUCGCUUCUCGUGUACUUCUGAUUUUUUAAUUUUUAGAAGGCAACAUUGUUUACGUUGAUAUGUCAGAGUCACCAGAAAUUUUUGAGUGUGAAGGGGAUUAUCAAUUUGACAUUUACCGUAUAAUGCGCAAAAACAAUGGGAAUGAUUGGCGCCCCUUUCAUCCAAGUUCCAAUCUUUACUGGCUUCAUUAUCUUAUGGGAAAACUUUUAAACGAAACAUCUUAUCCCAGACGUGAUCCUGAUUCUCAACCUGUGGAAUCUGAACUGCGCGCAUUAUAUGACAUGAUACUAGCAGGUGAUUAUAAUUCUGCCACACAACUUGUGAGCUCGAGUUUCUACUUCGAUGCUUGUCGAAUCGGUUAACAGGAACUUGACGAAUUUCCCAAAACCUCUGAGAUCGUUCCUAUUUAGAUUCUUUCCGCUUUCUAAUCUUUCAUACGAAACUCUACCCUUUUGUUUUGAUAAAUGAUAUGUGUAAAGUAGAACUCUUCCCAUUCACAUUGAGGAACGUUAGCUUUUUGAGAACUCGUAUCAUGAAGUUCGGUAAUUUUAGAGCAAUUUUUCCGGUCCCUUGACAUUUGUUCUAUGUUUGUGGUUAGUUUUGGAUAUUUUUUAUAGAUCUCGUUUCGAAACCGCUUUUGUAUGAUCAAAUAUUCAUUUGCCA